AGCCAUUUUGGCUCAGAGCCUGCUUGCCUCCCGUGCGGCGGGCCGCGGUCAUGGCCGACCCGAUGGCGUCGGCACUCCUCGAGGCGGUGGUUCGUGCCGGCGGAUCUCGGCAGGUGGUGGCGGCGGUCGCGGUCGGCCUCUGGCGCGCUGCCCGGGCUGAGGUGGGCGGUGGCCCGCUCGAGGACAAGGAUAUCGAGGCGGAGGUGCAGGCGCGUGUCCAGCGCAUCCAGCCCGUCCUGAGGGCGAAGGUCGAGGCAGCGGCCCAAGGCAAAAUGCCGUGCGUCGACGGCGGCGUCCUGGCGAUGCGCAACGUGGCCGAGCACGACAUGUUCGGGGAGGGGGCCGAGGCGCUCCCCAAGACAGGCCUGGAAGCGAAGAGGCGCCAGCGUCAUGGGCGCAGGCGGGCCGCCAAGCUGGACAGCUCGUCGGUCUCGGAGGUUGAGGUGGACGACGGCAAGAAGUUCCAGCUGGAGAAGCAGAGCUUGGUCUCGGAGAUCCUGGUCCAGAGGAUGGAGUCGAUCGAGAAGGCGGUCAAGAGCAUUCUCGACGGCUCGGUGAAGCUCCCGUGCGAGGGACAGUGCGACCUCGGGAACACGAAGGAGGUGCUUGAGGGCAUCGCCAACCCCAUCGACCCGCAGGAGAUGUACCAGGACGACCAGCUGGCGAAGAAGAACGAGGCCCAGAAACAGAACAAGUACGAGGCGCCGUACGCCAAGGAGAAACAGUUCUUCGAGGGCUGGGGGGACCCCCAGGAGCUGCAAGACCUCCAGCACACCCAGGAGGAGAAGGACCUCUCGGCUUCGGUGCUGGCGGCCACAGUCAAUGUUCAAUACCUCCAAGAGCAGCUGGCGAAGGCGGAGCAGGCCUUACAGGAGGCCGCGGAGUGCGCCUACGAUUCGGGGUUGAGGCCCAAGGACUAGGCCAGCAGUCGGAGUGCGCUAGUGGCGCGCGCGUCGGCGGGGCUCGGCUGGCACGGGGCGUGGGCUCCCAGGUGGCGGAAGUGGCAGCCGCGCCACCCUGGGGAGCCCAAGGAAGAGGACAGUGUCCGCUAUCAGAGUCUUCAGAG
Molecule: messenger RNA, 1066 nt
Organism: Prorocentrum cordatum
Lineage: Eukaryota; Dinophyceae; Prorocentrales; Prorocentraceae
Source: the annotation of a GenBank genome assembly